AUGUCAAAUUCAAUUCUUUCCGCCUCGGCCAAAGGAGCCACAUUUCUAAUUCUCCUGCAGGUGGCCUCACGAGCGCUUACAUUUGCGGUCAACCAAGUCUUGUUGAGAUUUCUAUCUCCAGAGCUUCUUGGUGUGUCAGCUCAGCUUGAACUGUUCUCCAUCUCUGUGCUUUACUUUGCACGUGAAAGCUUGCGAGUAGCGCUUCAACGCCAGGCGCACGGAACUCAAGCUGUCGUCAAUCUAUCGUAUCUUGCGGUUUUCUUUGGUACGCCAUUGGCCUACCUCCUCGCCCUCCUAUGGCUCCGUUCAGGCACGCCAGAUGUUCCCUACUUCGUGGAGUCUCUAGUCAUCUAUUGCCUCGCUACCUUUAUCGAACUUCUUAGCGAGCCAGCAUUCUCGGCCGUGCAGCAGAAGCUGCUAUACAAGAUACGUGCGUCGGCUGAAAGUACUGCUACUUUACUUCGUUGCUUCGGAACAUGCGGAUCGGCCAUUCUGGCCAGUCGAUAUAGUGUCGACAUUGGAGUUCUUCCGUUCGCUAUCGGUCAGUUGACUUACGCUCUGGCACUCUUCGUUGUGUACUUUUACCAGACUUGGCCGGUCGCGAAAGCUGAUGGCUUCUCCCUCUUCCCGGAAAAGGCUCCCUUAACGAAGGAGAACUCGAGUUCAAUGAACUACUUUUCGGCUCCUCUUCUACGACUCACAGGCUCUCUUACUCUCCAAUCAGCUUUGAAAUACAUUCUUACACAAGGAGAUUCCUUGCUGAUUACGGGACUGGCAUCACUUGCAGACCAAGGUGCCUAUGCUCUUACGUCUAACUACGGAGGUCUCAUUGCACGAACGCUCUUCCAGCCCAUCGAAGAGAGUAGCCGUAACAUGUUUGCGAAGCUUUGUGCAAGCGUAGAGCCACCAUCGACUGCUAAAGGAGCGGACAAGUCAAAGGCAACCAAAGAACAGAAGCAGAACCUUGCUCAAGCCUCAAAUGUUUUAUCGACGAUUUUGCGCCUCUAUGCGAUCAUCUCCUUGUUUGCAACCACAUUAGGACCGGUAUUGGCUCCUCAUCUACUCUCAAUUGUCGCUGGCGAGAAGUGGUCCGCAACUUCCGCCUCAAAGGUGCUUUCCACAUACUGUUUCUAUAUACCUUUCCUCGCCAUCAAUGGCGUAACCGAAGCCUUCGUAGCUGCAGUCGCAACGAACAAAGAGCUAUACGCGCAGUCUGUCUCCAUGGGGAUCUUCUUCGCACUUUUCGCGGGGAGCGCCUGGUUUUUCAUCGGUCAACUAGAGCUAGGAGGCAACGGUGUGGUUCUUGCGAACAUGGUCAACAUGGGCUUGCGCAUGGUCUGGAACACAUGGUUUAUCAAAAGGUUCUUCGGACAGAGAGACAUGCAGUUCAGCGUGCUUGAGACGCUGCCUUCGCUCACUGCUUGGGCCCCUGCUAUCAUCGUUCCCACCCUGAUGCGAACACGGCCAGGGUUAAACAAAAGCCGCAAAAUCGCGCCAUCGAAGUCCGCGGCUCGUACCGAGACCUCCGCCUGCCUCUUGGCUAGUACAUGCAAUCGGACGCCCUUGUCGCAAAUCCGGAGAAGUAGCAUUCCGCGAGAUGGCUGGCUUGGACAAGUCGAAGUAUUACCAUGGCCUGUGUAUCUUGAUCGUGCCGCUAUAUCGCUCUAUGAUGCCCAAUACGAGAAUGGCCAUGCCGUUCCUAUCCCAGAAGCAACAAUGGGCCAAGUUAUCAAAUCUCUCUUGCGCUUCAGAUCAACUUGCAAAGACUUCAACGUCCCUGAAGAGCAUAUUCGAAUUGUUGCCACGGAAGCCACCCGCAAAGCGAUUAACUCGGAAGACUUUCAGAACAAGAUCAAGGAGGCAGUUGGAUGGACUGUCGAGCUUUUACCGAAGGAGAUGGAGGGCAGAAUUGGAGCGUUGGGUGCAGCAAGCUCGUACGAGAAUGUCAGGGGCUUGAUGAUGGAUCUGGGAGGAGGCAGCACGCAGCUUACGUGGAUCACGACGGAGAACGGCGAAGUCAACAUGAGCGAGAAGGGCAGUGCAAGUCUACCGUUUGGUGCUGCAGCGCUCACACAAAGACUAGAAGCAGCAGGCUCAGUCGGCAGCAAAAGCUACCGAGCAUUGGAGAAAGACGUCGUAGCGGAUCUGAAGGCUGCUGUCAAGGAUAUACAAAUACCUAGUCACCUUCUUGAGCGUUCCAAGUCUCCCGAAGGGCUCCAGCUUUACCUAUCAGGGGGCGGCUUUCGCGGUUGGGGCUUCGUUUUGAUGUCUGAGCACUCGAUUAGACCAUAUCCUAUUCCGAUCAUCAACGGUUUCUGGAGUACGACCGAUAUGUUCCAUGAUACGCAAGCUGUUCAAGCAGCUGUGCAAAAGGAGGACACGCCUGAAAUCUUUCGAGUCUCCGCCCGACGUGCAAGUCAGGUACCCGCAGUGGCGUUUCUGGUCACUUGCCUGUCACAAGCAUUGCCGAGCAUCAUGGGUGUGCACUUUUGUCAGGGCGGUGUAAGAGAAGGGAUACACUUUGCGGAGAUGGACCCUAGUGUGAGGAAAGAAAGCCCUCUGGUCGUAGCCACAAGGCCAUAUGCCCCAACGUCAACACAAGAGCUCGUUGGAACCUUACUCGAGGCUAGUCAGGCUCCACCGAUAGGUGGUCAAGGUGCACCGUUCAGCAGCACUCUGAUUACAGCUUUCGUGCAAGGCAUGUUUGCGCACAUGGCGCACGUCAAGGAUCUUCGCGGUGGAGCAGCCCUUCGAAGCACAACAACAGGUAUUUUUUCUGCUGCACAUGGUUUAAGCCACCAGCAGCGCGCUCUCCUCGCCAUUUUCCUCUGCGAGCGCUACGGAGGAUAUGGUUCCAUCAGCCCAACGGAACAGGACUUCUACCGGCGGAUACUGCAGCUAGUCCCCGAGGGCGUGGAAUGGUGGUGUAUGUACCUCGGACGGGUUGCUGCCGUACUAGCAAGCGUGUAUCCCGCAGGUGCGGUUAGAGAGGAGAGAGUCAAGGUGAAGGUGCAAUGGGGGAUUACGAAGAAGGAUAACAAAAAACUGCACAUUGAUUUUGCGUUUAGCAAGCAGCCGGAUGAAUUGGAUGAAGGGCUGAAUGCAGCUCUACGGAAAGUCGAGAAAGCGGGCAAGAAGAAGAACUGGAUUGACGGCAGUGGGUACAAGAUACUACUGACAGUGAACGGGCGGGAGUACACUGGAGACGAGAAGUAG
Messenger RNA from Cucurbitaria berberidis CBS 394.84, 3216 nucleotides. Its product is annotated as Rft-1-domain-containing protein. Gene Ontology annotation, biological process: dolichol-linked oligosaccharide biosynthetic process; glycolipid translocation. The transcript is spliced from 3 exons. Gene Ontology annotation, cellular component: endoplasmic reticulum membrane. Bases 1 to 3216 code for a protein of 1071 amino acids. The record is from RefSeq and is a predicted model, not a curated record. Lineage: Eukaryota; Fungi; Ascomycota; Dothideomycetes; Pleosporales; Cucurbitariaceae.